ACCUCCCCUCCAGUCUUGCACAGGUGUACCGGCUCCUCCCCUCCAGUCUUGCACAGGUGUACCGGCUCCUCCCCUCCAGUCUUGCACAGGUGUACCGGCUCCUCCCCUCCAGUCUUGCACAGGUGUACCGGCUCCUCCCCUCCAGUCUUGCACAGGUGUACCGGCUCCUCCCCCUCCGGUCUUGCACAGGUGCAUCGGCUCCUCCCCUCCAGUCUUGCACAGGUGCAUCGGCUCCUCCCCUCCAGUCUUGCGCAGGUGCAUCGGCUCCUCCCCUCCAGUCUUGCACAGGUGCAUCGGCUCCUCCCCUCCGGUCUUGCACAGGUGCAUCGGCUCCUCCCCUCCGGUCUUGCACAGGUGCAUCGGCUCCUCCCCUCCGGUCUUGCACAGGUGCAUCGGCUCCUCCCCUCCGGUCUUGCACAGGUGCAUCGGCUCCUCCCCUCCGGUCUUGCCCAGGUGCACCGGCUCCUCCUCUCCGGUCUUGCCCAGGUGCACCGGCUCCUCCUCUCCGGUCUUGCCAGGUGCACCGGCUCCUCCUCUCGGGUCUUGCCCAGGUGUACCGGCUCCUCCUCUCCGGUCUUGCCCAGGUGUACCGGCUCCUCCUCUCCGGUCUUGCCCAGGUGUCCGGCUCCUCCUCUCCGGUCUUGCCCAGGUGUACCGGCUCCUCCUCUCCGGUCUUGCCCAGGUGUAGCGGCUCCUCCCUUUCGGUCUUGCACAGGUGUAGCGGCUCCUCCCCUCGGUCUU
Molecule: messenger RNA, 741 nt
Organism: Staurois parvus
Lineage: Eukaryota; Metazoa; Chordata; Amphibia; Anura; Ranidae
Source: the annotation of a GenBank genome assembly